Myxocyprinus asiaticus (Chinese sucker) is the source of this 1695-nucleotide messenger RNA. RefSeq names its product urotensin-2 receptor-like. The record is from RefSeq and is a predicted model, not a curated record. Lineage: Eukaryota; Metazoa; Chordata; Actinopteri; Cypriniformes; Catostomidae. Gene Ontology annotation, biological process: neuropeptide signaling pathway; regulation of blood pressure; blood vessel diameter maintenance. Gene Ontology annotation, molecular function: urotensin II receptor activity. The transcript has a single exon. The coding region runs from base 338 to 1618 and encodes 426 amino acids. Gene Ontology annotation, cellular component: membrane.
UUUGUCGCACACCAAAGCAGAGAGGGGGAAAAAGGUGGUUUCUAAAUAUAGCCUAUUAUUCACACCAUAAGAAAACAUUUCAUUGACAAUAUAGAUUUGAUUUUACACCAUUCGAAACCUGCUCAGCCAGUGAGUAAACAAAUGAAUGAAAUAAAUGAAUUAAAUAAAAUGUUAACAAAACAAUUGAAUAUGACUUUAAUGCGUAUAAAAAAGAAUCUCUUUAUUAAUUUCAAUAUAUAAAAAAUAUUUGCCAGAUUUUUGUUCCCUCAAAUGUUCAGGGUCUAUUCGACGUAUCGCAGAUUAAACAUCAUUUAAAAUCUUGGCUAUUAAGCACUUUAUGUCGCUGAGGUGUUUGGUCACAACUUUCUUUGAAUUAUUUUGUGGAGAAAAGACAAGUGCAGAGCAUCGGUUUGACGUCAGGCGCUGCGGACACAGUAUACGCUCUCAGACACAUCUGACAAAUAUCAAAACAGUGUCUGGGUCUCGCGCACCUGGCGUAAAGUUACCGCGCGCGCAGAGCUUUACAUUCACCGGGAGCGCAAUGAAUUUCAACAAGUCGGGCGAUUUCAACGGUCCGUCCCGUAACAGCAACUCCGGUUCCGUGGACGAGCUUGUGAUAACGACGACAUUCGGGACAUUGCUGUCGGUGGUUUACAUCGUCGGGGUUACGGGAAAUGUCUAUACGCUGGUGGUCAUGUGCCAUUCCAUACGGUUCGCCACUUCGAUGUACAUCUCCAUCAUUAACCUGGCGCUCGCGGAUCUCCUCUACCUCUCUACCAUCCCGUUCGUGGUGUGCACGUACUUUCUGAAGGACUGGUUCUUCGGGGAUGUGGGCUGCAAGAUCUUGUUAAGUCUGGACCUGUUAACUAUGCACGCGAGUAUCUUUACUCUGACUGUGAUGUGUAUGGAGCGCUACCUGGCAGUGACUAAACCAUUAGAUACUGUGAAACGCUCCAAGAGCUACCGAAAAGCCAUGGCGUGCUGCGUCUGGAUUUUAUCUCUCGUACUAACUCUUCCCAUGACCAUCAUGGUUAAUCAGACUACUAAAAAAGCCGCAGACGGAGGGGUGAAAAGGAUGUGCGCGCCCACCUGGGCACCACAGGCAUAUAAAAUUUACCUGACCGUCCUGUUUUGCACGAGCAUAAUGGCGCCAGGGCUAGUCAUUGGUUACCUGUACACCAGACUAGCAAGGACUUACCUGGAGUCCCAAAGGACAUCCAUUAAUAAAGGCAGUAAGCGCUCGCCAAAGCAGAAAGUUCUCAUUAUGAUUUUCACCAUCGUGCUUGUGUUCUGGGCGUGCUUUCUACCCUUCUGGAUAUGGCAGCUGGUGCCGCUGUAUCACAAGCCCUUCCGUCUCGCGUCUCACACGCACACGAGCAUCAAUUACCUCGUGUCGAGUCUGACCUACAGCAACAGCUGCAUCAACCCUUUACUGUACACACUCCUCACCAAGAACUAUCGGGAGUAUCUUAAAAACCGUCACAAGAGUUUUUACCGCUACACGUCAUCUUUUAAAAAGCGCCCACCGAGUUUGUACUCUUGGGGAAAGUCUGCGUCAUCCAGUAAUCAGUUUGAGUUCAACUCGGAGACGCUUGUCAUGGCGCAGUUAAAGGUGUAGUGAUGUGGUGGGGGAAGCCUUAAUCCGUUCAUGUUAAGGUAAAUGUUUGAAUGGAACAUCCACGAUCCAGCCAUAUU